GUCAAAAUUUCAGUCAACAAAUUAUUCAAAAAUAUUUUUCUUUCUUCAACAAAAAUUUUUAAAAGAAUGGCAACAACAGACAACAACAAAAUUAUUAAUCCAUCAUUAAAUGAACAACGUCUUAUUUGGAUUGAUUGUGAAAUGACUGGGUUGGAUCCAGUUAAAGACAGAUUGGUGGAAAUUGCUUGUGUUGUUACUGAAGGUGAUUUGAAGAUAGUGGCAGAAUUUGGUCCUUUCGCAAUUAAACAACCAACAAAUAUUUUGGAGGGAAUGAAUGAUUUUGUUAGGCAAAUGCAUGAAAAAAAUGGGCUUUUAAAACGUGUGGAAAAUGAAGGGAUUGAAGAAAGUGAAGUUGAGAAUAAGCUUAUGGAAUUCUUACUUGUUCAUACUCCACCAAAAACGUGUCAAUUAGCUGGAAAUAGUGUUCAUUAUGACCUUCAAUUUAUUAAGCGUUAUAUGCCCAAAUUUGUUGAACAUUUACAUUAUCGUAUAAUUGAUGUUUCUACAAUUAAAGAACUUGUUAAGCGUUGGUAUAGUGAUUCGGAAAAAUUGGUUAAUAUGCCUCCAAAGAAAUUAAAUCAUUUGGCGAUGGAUGAUAUUAAGGAGUCGAUUGAUGAAUUGAUAUAUUAUAAGAAACACUUUUUUGUUUGA
This is a messenger RNA of Meloidogyne enterolobii, 651 nucleotides long. NCBI's taxonomy places the organism in Eukaryota, Metazoa, Nematoda, Chromadorea, Rhabditida, Meloidogynidae. The record is from the annotation of a GenBank genome assembly.